UAUGUGUAAAAGGUUGCUCCUAUUUCGAUGCGUUCCUAUUCCUUAGAGAUAACGCCGCUUCUGUACGUGUAGCCCAGUUUUUGACCCUAGAGUACGCAGUGGAAAUAGGCGAUUGUGUAUUCAAAUAUUGACUGUUUCUUCCGACCUUGUCCGAAAUGUUUCCGAACGGGUUGAUAAAGAGGUGGAGCCCUACAGAUGAGCGUUAGGUAGAUCUGUACCCUGCUCCCGUGAACUGAUGUGAUAAUGCUACACAACAGAUAAAUCAUCACUAUAGACGAUCCAUUAUGGACGACAGACAGGUACUGGUGAUGGUAUUACUGGGUGUUCUGGCAUUGUACUUCGGCAAUCGUAUUCUUACCGGAAGUGGACAUUCGUACCGGGAUCGGAUCCUUACACUGGCCAAACCAGACCGGGAUCUGGUCACUCAUACCAAGGAGUUCAAUGUACCGGAAGUUAUAAAGGUCACCGAAGAUGUGUAUGUGGCCGUCGGUUAUGCGCUCGCCAAUUCUAUCCUGCUUGAGGGUCCAAAUGGCUUGGUAGUAGUUGAUGUGACGGAAAGUACCGAGUCUGCCACUAAGAUAAUGGCAGCCUUUCGCAACAUCUCCGACAAACCAAUCAAAGCCAUCGUUUAUACACACAACCACGCUGACCACACAGUCGGAGCAUCGUCUUUUAUAGAGGACGUAAACAACCCUCCGGAUAUCUGGGCCCACAAGAAAAUCAUGCAAGAAAUGAAAAGGGCCUUUUCUACAGUAAAUGGCGCCACGUAUACCCGGGCUAUGAGACAGUUUGGAGUUUUGCUACCGGAAUCGGUAAACGCAGGAAUUGGAUUAAAAUUGACCUACGGUGGUUCCAGUGGUGGAAUGGGACUAGUCUAUCCUAACAAAUUCGUCUCCAAGGCUGUUACCGACGUAACAAUUGCAGGUAUCCCAGUACAGAUCAUACACAUUCCCGGGGAGACGGAUGAUCAGAUAGGAGUCUGGAUCGCAGACAGGAAAAUCUUUUUGUGUGCUGAUGAUGUGUACCGAGCUUUUCCGAAUUUGUACGCCAUUCGAGGAACCCCGUCACGUGAUCUCAUGCAAUGGGUGAACUCUCUUGACAUUAUGAUCGAGCUAGGCCCAGAGUACCUAAUACCGAGCCACACCCGGCCACUUCAGGGCAAGCGAUACAUCAGGGAGACCCUUACCGCCUACCGAGACGCCAUACAAUACGUCCAUGACCAGACAGUGCGCUACAUCAACCAGGGGCUGACAAAGGAGGAGAUCGUGGAGUUGGUCAAGCUGCCCCCACAUCUGGCCGCCCACCCCUUCCUUAGGGAGUUCUAUGGUACUGUAGCCUGGUCGGUGAAGGGUGUGUUCACAUCGUACAUUGGCUGGUUCAGUGGCGACGCAGUCGAACUCUCACCAUUCACACCAAAGACUAAAGCAGAGAAAAUGGUUCGGUUGGUCGGUGCCAAUAAACUAAUGGACGCGGCCAAGGCCGCUUAUAAAGAUAAAGACUACCAAUGGGCACUAGAACUAUCUUCGCACGUGCUUCUCACGAAUAGAGACAAUACGGAGGCACGUGACAUUAAGAUAGACUCUCUGUCGUCACUUGGUGCUCUACAAAAGAGCGCAAAUGGAAGAAAUUAUUAUUUGACCACUGCCUUCGAAGAAGCGUCAGAAAUUAAUAUCAAAAACCAGAAAAGUAAGCUUAGAGAAAAUGCAAUCAAAAUUAUUCCAGUUUCUCAAAUUAUUCAUGCUCUUCCCGUCCGAUUUAAACCGGAAGAAUGUUCUUCAAUGUCGGAGCAGCUUUACUUUGAAUUUACAGACACAAACCAACACGCUGUAGUUACCAUACGUAAUUCAAUCGCCAUUGUUACGGAAAGCCCUUCUAGUACGUAUGACGUCAAAGUGUCGCUGACAGAGGCUGUGUUCAAGGAAAUCAUAUCUAGUCGCACCAGGGCGUUAACGGCCUAUAGUGUCGGGGAGCUCGUGGUAGAAGGCGGGCUCAUGAAGUUCAGGAACAUCAUGGGCUGCUUUGAAAGAGACUAAUGCAAACUCAGGACCAAGAAUAACUAGCUAUUUCUGUUUUAUGUGAUGUAAGUUCGGUAGAAAUUCUAUUGGAAGAUUUUUUGAUAAGAAAUGGUGCCCAGUGAUCCCCUCUGAUUUGAGAAACUCAAAACUAGUGGUAGGAAAACUACUGCUUUUAUAUCAAUUUUCUAUUGUAAUUUACAUUCUUAAAUCAUAUAUGAAAUACUAAAAACCUUUGUGAUACGGAAACAAAGGACUACAACAGCUAUCUGGUGCUGUAAUCGGCAUUAAGAAUAUAAUGAGAAUAGAUAGUUCAUUGUGACUUUGAGAUGACAUAUCAAUCAAAUUACUGUUGUUGAGAAAUGGAAUUGCAUGUGUAUUUAAUAUUGUAUGUGUGUGAAAGUAUGUAUGAUAUUUUUUCAAUGAUAAUUACAAUAAACUGUGAUAAACAUUUUAAACAGCACAGGA
Messenger RNA from Pecten maximus, 2480 nucleotides. Its product is annotated as alkyl/aryl-sulfatase BDS1-like. The transcript has 5 exons. NCBI's taxonomy places the organism in Eukaryota, Metazoa, Mollusca, Bivalvia, Pectinida, Pectinidae. The record is from RefSeq and is a predicted model, not a curated record. Bases 285 to 2033 code for a protein of 582 amino acids. Gene Ontology annotation, biological process: dodecyl sulfate metabolic process. Gene Ontology annotation, molecular function: protein dimerization activity; linear primary-alkylsulfatase activity.